AUGGGAUCAGACAGUCAACCCCAGCAAAUCACUUGGAUGCAAUGGCUAAGAUCCAGCACCAGUGAGCCAUCAAAUCAACUUCCUAGCACAUCACACGAGUCAAGUUCUGUCAAUGUAAACCCUCUCUCCAACAUUCCAGUGCCUGAACCCAUCUCUGACGAUGCAUGGAAAAAUCCAUGGUACCCACUGAAAGAAGCACCCAAAACACCAGAAGAGCGCAAGCUGUUAUGGGACUACAUCAGCAAUCAGUCAAAUGAAGCGCAAGCUGCCAUCAAAUCCUCCACCUCGGCUUCAAAAAAACAGUUGGAAAAUGCAGCCAGUGCCAACUGUGCUGAUCUGGCAUUCGAAUACAAAAGUUGUGCAUAUAGAGCAUGGAUUGGAACUACUUGUUUCAAGGAGAAUGAGCGACUGAUGAAAUGUAUGGACAUUCAGCAGAGAAAUCUAGAAAAACUUGGACUCUUGUCUCGUGCGUCAAUGACAAUUGAGCAACGCAACAACAUCUUGGAUGCAGCAGAUUAUUUGUAUUUGAGUGAAGUUCAGGAAGAAUUGAAAACCAAAGAGAGUAAAGGUGUAUUUGGAGUAUUAUGA
Batrachochytrium dendrobatidis JAM81 is the source of this 588-nucleotide messenger RNA. RefSeq lists its product as uncharacterized. The transcript is spliced from 2 exons. NCBI's taxonomy places the organism in Eukaryota, Fungi, Chytridiomycota, Chytridiomycetes, Rhizophydiales. The coding region runs from base 1 to 588 and encodes 195 amino acids. The record is from RefSeq and is a predicted model, not a curated record.